AUGACGACAAGCAGCUUGAUUCCAACUGGAACAAACGAAAACAGCACAAACGGCAUUUCCAAGAAGAGAAGGAGGUCCCGCAGGAGAGCAAAUCAAUCCAAUAGAGAUCUGAAACCAUUGGAUACCAAUGCAUUUGCCUCGGGACGGUCGGAUGACAUUGACAUCUUGUUGGAAGAUGGUGAAGUUCGAGAGACAAAUAUGGUUUCGAAUGGCAAUGCAUGGACUCGUCAAAACAUACCAAAGAAUCUGAUAAAGUACUUUAAUCAGCGGUACAGCCUCUUUUCAAAGUUUGACGAGGGCAUUCAGCUUGAUGAAGAAUCUUGGUACUCUGUAACACCCGAAGAUGUCGCACGACAUAUUGCUAAUCGCACUCAAUGCGGGACUAUUGUGGAUGCUAUGUGUGGUGUUGGCGGAAACUCGAUUCAGUUUGCCAUGCUCUGUCAGAAAGUCAUUGCUAUCGAUCACGAUCCAAUCAAGAUCGAAAUGGCCAAAGUCAAUGCUCGAGUGUAUGGUGUUGCCGACAAGAUCGAGUUUAUUGUCGGGGAUGCCUUUGAAGUCCUACCAAGCCUCAAGGCCGACGUCGUAUACACAUCACCACCGUGGGGAGGUCCCGCGUAUUUGGAUGCAGAAACCUUGGAUAUAGAACAUUUGUCUGUGGACAUGACAAAAUUCUACGCCAUGGCCAAACAAAUCACACCCCACGUAGCCAUGUACUUGCCUCGAAACGUCAAUCCAGAGUCAAUCGCAGCCUUAACGGCAGAGAAAGAAAUAGCCAUAGAACUCGAGUUGGUCUGUCUUAAUGGACGACCAAAGGCUAUGAUGGUAUAUAUGGGUGGCCUGGUCAUGGCCGAAUGA
This is a messenger RNA of Synchytrium microbalum, 855 nucleotides long. RefSeq lists its product as uncharacterized. Bases 1 to 855 code for a protein of 284 amino acids. Gene Ontology annotation, cellular component: nucleus. The record is from RefSeq and is a predicted model, not a curated record. Lineage: Eukaryota; Fungi; Chytridiomycota; Chytridiomycetes; Synchytriales; Synchytriaceae. Gene Ontology annotation, biological process: 7-methylguanosine RNA capping; 7-methylguanosine cap hypermethylation. The transcript has 6 exons. Gene Ontology annotation, molecular function: RNA cap trimethylguanosine synthase activity.